AUGAUGCGCGCGUGCCGUGUACCCCGUAAGCUCGACCUGCUUGUGACUAGGGAAGCUUAUCGUCGCUUCAUGACGUGAUUGACCCUUCGACCGCGGCGUUCGUCGAUGACGAUUGCGCCCGCGCCCUCGCCGUCGCAGUGCCUGUCGGAGCUCACCGAGCCCUGAGCCUGAGGUCGUCGUCGGUGUCGUCGCGCUUCUCGACCAGCUCCAACGUCGCCACGACCUUGUUGCGACCUUCGCCGCGUCGAUUGUUGCCGACCAUCUCGACCUCGACCACACCACCCCCGUCCUCGCCGCUCAGUGCUCCGCCUCCCGUCACGCAGCAGCCCCUGCCCGCGAGCACCGUCGUCUCGCAACCGACGACCGUCGAGGUCGAGUCGUCCACGCCUCCGCCUCCUCCUCACCCCAAGAAGCCCAAGCACCGAAUCCGUAACUUUGCUCGGUUUGUGCUCGUCGCCGUCGUAGGAAGCGCGUCGUUCGUCGUCUGGCACUCGCACCGCGCGCGACACCCUUCGGACCAACUGCCUCACGACCCGAGCUUGCCGACCGUCGUCGUUGUCGGCAACGGGUGGGGAUCGACCGCCUUCCUGAAGAAUCUGAAGAACGAGGGCUACAAUGUCGUAAGUCUUUCGACUGGGUGCGAGAUGGCCAUCACCAGCCCCGACGCGUUGAGCAAAGCGCCUAUAUUCCGUCGUCUUUCGCAAGUACCCACCCUUGCCUCAGUCCAACGACAGAUCGCCUGCUGCCACGCCUGCUGCCAGCCCGUCGCUCACCCCCUUUGAUCUGCGUGACGGAGCGCACACAAGGCAGUACUAAACCCUUUGGUUCCUGCUCCGAACAGGUCGUCAUCUCGCCUCGCAAUUACUUUUUAUUCACCCCCUUGUUGCCGUCGGUUACGGUCGGCACUUUGGCCUCGCGCUCGAUUCUCGAACCGACUCGCUUCUUGACCCGUCAUCUCGCACGUGCGGUCGAGGUCUAUGAGGGUGAGGUCACCGAGGUCGACCCCAAGAAGAAGACGAUCCGAUUUGUUGGUCAGUCGGCAGAGCAAACGCGGCUCGCGUUGUGAUUGCAUUCCUGACUCCCCUGCCGGUACGCCUCAAUACAAUUCUAGAUAACUCGGAGGUCAAGGGAGCCGUCGACGGAACCGAGAUCUCGUACGACUACCUCGUCUACGCCGUCGGAGCCGAGAACAACACGUUCGGUAUCAAGGGCGUCAAGGAGAACGCGUGCUUCCUCAAGGAGAUCUGGGACGCCGAGAAGAUCCGCAGUCGCGUCAUGGACUGCAUCGAGUCGGCCAACUUUGCCGGUCAGACCGAGGAGGAGAUCGAUCGAUUGCUCUCGUUCGUGAGUCUGCGCCUUGCGAUGUUUCCCAGGUCUUGGGUUCGACUGUUGCUGGGUGGACGUGGCUGAGCUCGUGCGUCGUACAGGUCGUCGUCGGUGGUGGACCUACGGGUGUCGAGUAUGCUGGCGAGUUGCACGAUUUCCUCAAAGAGGAUCUUACAAACGUGAGUCGAUGGCCCUAAAAGCAGCAGACUCGAAUGGUAGAUAUUGAGCUCCGAUGGAUUAUCGCCUUCACAGUGGUACCCGGAUAUUGCCGGUCGCAUCAAGAUCACCCUGAUCGAGGCGUUGCCCAAUGUGUUGCCCAUGUUCUCCAAGCAGCUCAUGUACGCCGCAGAUCCUGAAUGCUCUCACGACGGUCGAGCUGACGUUCGAGCAACCCUGUUUGCCCUUACAGUGACUACACCAACUCGACAUUUAAGGAGAACAAGAUCGACAUUGCGACCAAGACGAUGGUCAAGGAGGUCAAGGAUACGGUCAUCAUUGCGCAGAACGAAAAGAAGGAGCUCGUCGAGUACCCUUACGGUCUCCUCGUCUGGUGAGUGUCAUUGAGCCAGGAUGUGCCUGAAUGCUCUACGGAGAGCUAACACCCUCGGGGCUCAUCUCGAUCAGGGCCACCGGCAACACGGCACGACCGGUUACACGGGAUCUGAUGGCCCGUCUUCCUGAGACCCAAAACUCUCGACGAGGUCUGCUCGUCGACGAACACCUGCGCUUACUCGGUGCCGAAGGCGUCUUUGCUCUCGGUGACUGCACCGCCACCAACUACGCCCCUACGGCCCAGGCCGCGUCGCAACAGGGUGUCUACCUCUCGCGCGUCUUCUCGCAAUUGACCAAGAAGCAACACCUCUUGUCCGAGUUGGAGCAGGCCAAAGCCGCCAACGCCGACCCGGCCCGUCUCGACUCGUUGGCCAACGCCGUGAUCCGAGCGAGCAACAUCCAACCUUUCCACUACUCGCACCAAGGCUCGUUGGCCUACAUCGGUUCGGACAAGGCGAUCGCGGACCUGCCGUUGAUGUCGGGCAACUUGGCCGUUGGCGGGAUCGCGACGUACUACUUUUGGCGAUCGGCUUACCUGUCGCAGUUGUUCUCGUUGAGGAAUCGACUGCUCGUCGCUGGAGAUUGGUUGACGACCCGGGUGUUGGGUCGUGAUGUUUCGAGGGAGUAG
Microbotryum saponariae is the source of this 2506-nucleotide messenger RNA. The record is from the annotation of a GenBank genome assembly. NCBI's taxonomy places the organism in Eukaryota, Fungi, Basidiomycota, Microbotryomycetes, Microbotryales, Microbotryaceae.